This is a messenger RNA of Anopheles darlingi, 1208 nucleotides long. RefSeq names its product E3 ubiquitin-protein ligase FANCL (gene Fancl). Gene Ontology annotation, biological process: interstrand cross-link repair; protein monoubiquitination. The transcript has 3 exons. Gene Ontology annotation, cellular component: Fanconi anaemia nuclear complex; nucleus. Bases 53 to 1183 code for a protein of 376 amino acids. Gene Ontology annotation, molecular function: ubiquitin protein ligase activity. Lineage: Eukaryota; Metazoa; Arthropoda; Insecta; Diptera; Culicidae. The record is from RefSeq and is a predicted model, not a curated record.
UUCAAAAACGUUCAAACGUAAACACGGAACUCCGAAGAAACCGCUAAAAAAUAUGGACGAUUUAAAGAAAGCCGAAUUGCAAGCAAUGCAGGAAUUUCUACGUGAAUUUCCGUUCCUCGUCGAACUAGGCCACUUCCACUUCAUCGGUCUGUACAAGCGGAUCUACAAAUUAGAUAUGCGGUUCCCGAGGUUCCCCAGUGCCGAACAGCACUACCUAGCCAUACAUCGCGGGCACAUUAGAGUCCCUGUGACUGUCGAACGACUGUCCUUCAACGACGCAAAAUCCUUUGUCAAAAGCAUUCUCGAGGCGCUUAACGGACAAACGAAGGAUGAUGGAACCACCGCGUGCCUACUACAAGGGACCCGUGAUCUGACCGCGAUCGCAUUUGAACUGCUUUCGAUUCAACAGCAGUAUCGAUGUGAUGUGGCCUUCAAUCCAGAUAUUACUCACAUAGAAAUCACGGCCUUGCGACAGGGCAAACAGCACAUGCUAGUGCUGAACCGUACAUCGGGUCAGCAAUUUAAAAUCACCCGCCACACACUUCCUGAGCCGGCCGUGACGGAAUCCUUCCAACGCCAGACGACUCUCGAGCGUCAUUGGCAGAUUUUUUGCGAUACGCUUGAUCAACUGGAAGAGUUUUACGGUAACCUGAGUACCAUCGACGAGCUAUGCUAUGUCGUGCAUCCUACCCACAUCGAUACAAAGACCUCCUGGAGGGUGUUCAAGUACGAUCGAAAAGUGUUUCUUAAGGUAGCACUCCAUCCGCUGCAACCGACAGCCGUCGAUAUCUCAUUCAUAGGACCGACACGGAUGGUUUCCGGUUUGAGGGAACAGUACAGCGAGAAACAAGACGAAUGGGAUACGGAGUGUAACGUGUACACUAACCUGCUAAGAAUAUUCGACAAAAUGUCCUUCCCCAUGCGCCCGAUCGAUCCAGCCGAGGCCGGGGCGGAGGGCGAGGAUGACUGUGGUAUUUGCAUGGGUUACCGCGAUACGGAUAACCGCAUCCCCAUCGUUUCAUGUGAUAAUGAAAAGUGUUCCCUCAUUUUUCAUGUCUUCUGUCUAAAGGAGUGGUUCGCUACGCAGCGGGAAAGCAAAAAGUUUUUUACCAUCUCGAUUGGAAAUUGUCCCUACUGUAAGCACAAGAUAUCUUCCAGUUUCGACGAUCUGAUUGCCCUAUGAGAAAAUACAUAUUUAGCAUAUCCCU